Messenger RNA from Oikopleura dioica, 495 nucleotides. The record is from the annotation of a GenBank genome assembly. NCBI's taxonomy places the organism in Eukaryota, Metazoa, Chordata, Appendicularia, Copelata, Oikopleuridae.
AUGGUCGCUUACAAGUUACUUUUACCCUACACUAACCUGGCUGGUGAAUUGGUUAGCCACACAAAAUAUUUCGCGUUCCGCCUGUCGUCAUCUGCGCGCAGUGGCGAUGACGCUGUCUUCACUUUCACCUGCGUUUCUGCGCGCUGUAAGGCGACCGAGAUGUUUUACGGGCCGACAUCGAUGUUAACUCCGGAUAGAGACCAACUUGCUGUGGCGACAAGCGAAGAUUUCUUUCAGUUUGUCUCCUUUCACAACCAUCGACAUCAAGGGCAGUCAAUUCUACAUACAUGCUCUGGCAAGCCGCCGCACAUUGCUGCGAAUGCAAUGUUUCGUAUCAAACUCCAGACUACGCCGUUCUCACGUCCUCGUCGUAUUUCGGAGAUCCGCUCGCACAUUGACAUUGUCCGCGAAGAUGUGAACACUGUUUUCCCAGGCUUUCAGACAGAGAAUUCGGAUGAUGAGCUCAUUGACAUUGUCCUUGAACGCCUUAAAUAG